Fonsecaea multimorphosa CBS 102226 is the source of this 771-nucleotide messenger RNA. RefSeq lists its product as uncharacterized. Lineage: Eukaryota; Fungi; Ascomycota; Eurotiomycetes; Chaetothyriales; Herpotrichiellaceae. Gene Ontology annotation, molecular function: dioxygenase activity. The record is from RefSeq and is a predicted model, not a curated record. The transcript has 3 exons. The coding region runs from base 1 to 771 and encodes 256 amino acids.
AUGGCGUCACUCGAAAUCAUCAAGUAUCAGGGGCUUUUGGAGGGGGAGCGAGAGGAAAUUGACCGUCUUGUCAACGCCUGCCGAACAAUGGGGAUAUUCUACCUGGAUAUGACAGCAUCCGACCCGUUCACCGAUCUCCAGAAAGUAUACGAUGCUUCAGCACGAUACUUUAACCAGACAGCAGAAGCCAAGCAAGCAGACUUUGUCCCAGGCUUGGAGCGAGGAUUCAAGCAAUACACUGGUAGUAGCACAUUCGAAAUCCCCAAAGAUGAGAGAGAUGGCGUGCCUGUGCAGUUGCCAUCCACCCUACGGGAUGUCAGUGUUUCACUGUCCAGGCUCUCGUCAGCGUGCGAUGCGGCUUGUCGCCUUAUGCUCUCGCAGCUGGGAGAUUCCUUGGGCCAGCGUUUCCCGGAAUGUGCUCCUGAAUGCAAACCGACAUCCAAGCCUGAGCAGACGGGCCUGAAGUUGUGCCACAAGGAGCCGAGUGAGACGGAGACCCAGACGAACGGCAAAGCUCACACAGAUUCCGGUCUGCUGACGUUGCUGUUCUAUGACCAGCCAACGCUUCAGAUUUCGGCCGAGACCAAGGAGGGAGGAGGGGAUUGGUUGACGGUUGAGCCCCGUGCUGGAAGUGCCGUGGUCAAUGUGGCGGAUGAAUUGCAGAACAGGACUGACGGCGAACUGCAUUCUCCGUUGCAUCGAGUUAUUCAACCGGCGGGGGUUUGCAAGGAGCGCCUGUCGGCCGUGUAUUUCCUCCGACCGGAGAAGUGA